UUCCGCUCUCAUUUUUACUCAAAAAUAGAAAACCAAAAUUUCCUUCACAUUCACUUUCUCAGUCCUUCCCUUUCCCUCUCUUUCUUCCUCCCGUUUAAAAAGGCUUCCGCGCCACACUCAGAUUCUCAUUUUUCCACUUUCCUUUGCUGUCCUUCCCUUUCUACUGCUUAGCCCUAGUUCCCGGAGGAAUAUGCCGCGAGAGAUCAUCACUCUGCAAGUUGGACAAUGUGGGAACCAGAUCGGAAUGGAGUUCUGGAAGCAGCUCUGCCUCGAGCAUGGAAUCAGCAAAGACGGAAUUCUUGAAGAUUUUGCUACUCAGGGAGGUGACCGGAAAGAUGUAUUCUUCUAUCAAGCUGAUGAUCAGCACUACAUACCAAGAGCUUUACUUAUUGAUCUGGAGCCCAGGGUCAUCAAUGGUAUUCAAAAUAGUGAAUAUCGUAAUCUCUACAACCAUGAGAACAUCUUUGUUUCAGAUCAUGGAGGUGGUGCUGGAAAUAUCUGGGCUAGUGGAUAUGAUCAGGGAAAGGGCGUUGAAGAGGAUAUCAUGGAUAUGAUUGACAGAGAAGCAGAUGGAAGUGAUAGCCUUGAGGGUUUUGUUCUAUGCCACUCAAUUGCUGGAGGCACAGGAUCGGGCAUGGGUUCAUAUCUCCUGGAGACUCUGAAUGAUCGCUACAGCAAAAAACUGGUUCAGACGUACAGUGUUUUUCCUAAUCAGAUGGAAACAAGUGAUGUUGUGGUCCAGCCUUACAACUCACUUUUGACUUUAAAGCGACUGACACUCAAUGCUGAUUGUGUUGUUGUUCUUGAUAAUACUGCCCUAAAUAGAAUAGCUGUAGAACGCCUUCAUCUAUCAAAUCCAACCUUUGCACAAACAAACUCUUUAGUGUCUACAGUAAUGUCAGCUAGCACAACCACUUUGAGAUACCCAGGAUAUAUGAACAAUGAUUUGGUUGGACUCCUGGCCUCUCUAAUUCCAACACCAAGAUGCCAUUUUCUAAUGACAGGAUACACACCACUCACUGUUGAGCGCCAGGCUAAUGUGAUAAGGAAAACCACUGUCCUUGAUGUCAUGAGAAGACUUCUGCAGACAAAAAAUAUUAUGGUCUCCUCAUAUGCUCGAACAAAAGAAGCUAGUCAAGCGAAAUACAUAUCCAUAUUGAAUAUCAUACAGGGAGAAGUGGACCCUACACAGGUUCAUGAAAGUUUGCAGAGAAUACGUGAAAGAAAGCUUGUGAAUUUUAUUGAGUGGGGCCCUGCCAGCAUUCAGGUUGCACUCUCACGGAAAUCACCAUAUGUUCAAACUGCCCAUAGGGUCAGUGGUCUUAUGUUAGCUAGCCAUACCAGCAUCCGGCACCUUUUCAGCAAGUGUUUGAGCCAGUAUGAGAAGCUGAGAAAGAAGCAAGCCUUUCUUGACAACUAUCGGAAAUUCCCAAUGUUUGCUGACAAUGAUCUCUCCGAGUUUGAUGAAUCAAGGGAUAUAAUUGAGAGUUUGGUUGAUGAAUAUAAGGCUUGCGAGUCUCCAGAUUAUAUCAAAUGGGGAAUGGAGGAUCCCGACCAGUUUCUUACAGGAGAAGGAAAUGCAUCCGGGACAGCAGACCCAAGUUUGGCCGUCUGACAAGGCAAAUAAGGUCAUGUUAAUGGAGGUUGUAACCGUGUGAUUUUUCAUCUUUUACUUUUAUUGAGUAAAUAUACAAUCUGAAAAUACAGAUUCUCUCUGUAUUUCUUCGUUAACGUAGGGUUGAGUCUCCCACUAUUCUGAUCCAUGCGCAAUCCAUUUAGGUCUUCCAUUUGCGUCAGUGAGGUGUCUUCUUUUGUUUUUAUGUUUUUGGGACCGUUUGUGUGAUGAAGAGUGAGGGUUGUGGCAUCAUAGUUGAGAACAGCAUUGUUCAUCCUACCAUUCACAUGUGAUCACCGGCUCUGUUCCAACCUAAAACGUUCAAUUAGAGUGAAUGCCAGGAUUGGGUGGAGGAAGACCAGUCUACAUCCGUGAUUGGAACACAUACUUUGUUUUGUGGACCAUUAUUUUCAAAUUGCAUAUUGAAUGAAUGUGAUGGUGGGAGGAUCUCUAAGUGGCUUUUGAGAUUUAUGAUUGAGUAGCUUUGUAAAGAGUGUUUAAGCCUCGCACCUAAACUAGUUGUGGAAGAACCAUUUUAGUUAUGAUUCUUGGAUUUUGAUUUUUU
This is a messenger RNA of Cucurbita maxima (winter squash), 2180 nucleotides long. Its product is annotated as tubulin gamma-2 chain. Gene Ontology annotation, cellular component: cytoplasm; gamma-tubulin complex; microtubule. The coding region runs from base 191 to 1615 and encodes 474 amino acids. Gene Ontology annotation, molecular function: GTP binding; structural constituent of cytoskeleton. Gene Ontology annotation, biological process: mitotic sister chromatid segregation; mitotic spindle organization; cytoplasmic microtubule organization. The record is from RefSeq and is a predicted model, not a curated record. NCBI's taxonomy places the organism in Eukaryota, Viridiplantae, Streptophyta, Magnoliopsida, Cucurbitales, Cucurbitaceae. The transcript is spliced from 14 exons.